Molecule: messenger RNA, 534 nt
Organism: Ustilaginoidea virens
Lineage: Eukaryota; Fungi; Ascomycota; Sordariomycetes; Hypocreales; Clavicipitaceae
Exons: 2
Coding region: 1-534 (177 amino acids)
Biological process (GO): UDP-N-acetylglucosamine biosynthetic process
Cellular component (GO): endoplasmic reticulum-Golgi intermediate compartment; endoplasmic reticulum; Golgi apparatus
Molecular function (GO): glucosamine 6-phosphate N-acetyltransferase activity; monosaccharide binding
Source: RefSeq, a predicted model, not a curated record
AUGGCAACCGACGAGGGUCUCUUUCCGCAGCAGCUUGUCGCGCAAGCCGCCGCGGACGAGUUGCCCGACGGCUACGUCCUGCGAGCCCUGCGGCCCGGCGACUUCGACACCGGCUUCCUCGACUGCCUGCGCGUGCUGACUACGGUGGGCGACAUGACCAAGGACCAGUUCGAGCAGCAGUUCAGGCGCAUGCAGCAGCAGCAGAACUACUACAUCGUCGUCAUCGAGGACACGAGCAGGCCGGACAAGACGCGCUCCGUCGUCGCCACCGGCGCCCUGAUGAUCGAGCACAAGUUCAUCCACAGCCUCGGUUCUGUCGGCCACAUUGAAGACAUUGCCGUGGCAAAGGACCAGCAGGGCAAGAAGCUCGGGCUGCGGCUCAUCCAGGCGCUGGACCGCGUCGCCGAGGCGCUGGGCUGCUACAAGUGCAUUCUCGACUGCAACGACUCCAACGAGGGCUUCUACGUCAAGUGCGGCUUCCGCCGGGCCGGGCUGCAGAUGGCGCAUUACUACGACGAAAGCAAGAGCACGUGA